This is a messenger RNA of Triplophysa rosa, 3665 nucleotides long. RefSeq names its product NAD(P)HX dehydratase (gene naxd). Gene Ontology annotation, biological process: metabolite repair. Gene Ontology annotation, molecular function: ATP-dependent NAD(P)H-hydrate dehydratase activity. The transcript is spliced from 11 exons. Bases 789 to 2636 code for a protein of 615 amino acids. The record is from RefSeq and is a predicted model, not a curated record. Lineage: Eukaryota; Metazoa; Chordata; Actinopteri; Cypriniformes; Nemacheilidae.
GAAACUGGUAGUUGAUAAAUCUAUAGCAUACGCACAGUAAGGUCCGAAAGUCAGAGAUCACUGGGGACUUGCAUUGUGAUUUAAUGCGAAUUGCUUCAUUAAAUUAUUGACAUGAAUUUGAGUGAAAACUUCAAAUGGUAAGAGGACCUUUUGGCCAUCUCGAGCUGCCAUGGAUAAGGUUGUGCAAAACUUAUUUACUCAUGUAAUGCCAUUGCCAACAUGACUAAAAAGGUACUUGUGUGGUGCAAAUGAUUUAUGGUCAGUGUCACAGCGUGAAACAUAUGUAACGAUGUGUUUUUUUAUUCUCAAACUGUAAAACUGUCUGUAACGUUAUAUAUUCAGGUUUAAAUUACAUUUUGAAUCCCAGAUUCGUCGGUGUGCUCUUAUAUUUUUGUAUUCCGUUGAGUAUGUUAUUGUUGUAAUUUAUUAUUAGCCUUACUUAAUAAUACACAUUAAUCAGCUGCUUAAGAAACGCAUUUUUAUGGUCGUUUUCUCACACAGCGUUCACCAUUGCGCUGCGAACUGCACUGUCCUGAUGACGUAGCGCGCAACUUCCAGUGACGUUCUCGGUGUUGUUGGCGCGAGUAAACACACUGGUGAAGUUCUAAGGAGCUUUGCAUAAACCAGCUCUGUUAAUCUCUGCAACUCGGCUAGGCCUUUGUCGCCAUGCGCUCGAAAACCGCGUGAAACAUCGUCAAACCGAGACGCGGAUCUGCCGGUUUAAUAGAUGCAAGACCGCGGUAUUUCCGCCAGUUUGCUGAAGCGCUCGGCUGCCUGUACACAACAUCAUGUUAGUGAAUGCAACGCGGGGUUUCCUGUGGUCGGACAUGGAGACCAGGGCGCUGUUGAAUAUCUGGGGUGAACACGACGUGCAGACGGCUCUGGACGGAAACUUUCGGAACAGCCACGUAUACCGAGACAUCGCGAACCGCCUGUGCGAGUUGGGCUUCGAUCGGACACCAGACCAAUGCAGGAUACGGGUUAAGAGCUUAAAGAGGCAGUAUUAUCAGGCGAAGGAGGGAUCCAAGAAAAAUGGGCAGUACCACAAGAUGUGCAAAUUCUACGACGAAAUGGAGAAUAUAUUGAGCAAUAGAUCCCUUGUAGAGAGGCAUGACAUUGAUAGUGUUGCUGUUGGAGGAGAUGAAACGAUGGAUGAAGAUGCUGAGAGUGCUGAACUGUUGCACGAAACUCAGAUGGAUGGCAGUGGUGAAUGCUCCUUUAUGGAGCAUCAAGUGAAAACUGAAUAUCCAUCCUUCCCCAUUCCGGUGACAGUGGGUGGCAUGAGUUCCUUUCCAGCUAAACCGAGCAACCCGCCCAAGGCGAACGCCGCCUCGUCGUCCACUAGCAGGCCACGGCGAACCAAGAAGCGGUUUGCGAACAUGUCGCUGGAGAAGCUGAUGGAGAAGUUUUUGGAACAGAGCAUGGAAGCGGAAGAGAACUUUUACAGGCUCGAGGAGCAGCGUCUUCAAGCCGAGGAUAAGCGCAGAGAGGAAGAACAUUCCAGAGAGUUGCAGAUGCUUCAGAUGCUGGGCCAGAUUUUCACGGGCAUCAGCACAGCCUCUUCUGUACCACCACCCACUCCGCAGCCCACCGGUACACCCCAGACUAACCCCACCGUAUCCCUCUCGCAUCCCUCUGUUGGAAAUCGUAACCGUCCGCCUGCCUUGACCGAGUUUGCCAGCCACAGCCAACCAGCUGGCCCAGUCAUAGAGCGCUCCUUCUCCCUGGGCACAACUGCGAUGGACAAUGUCUUACCUCUUGUUAGAAACACAAUUCCUCAGCUGACGUCCAAAAAACACAAGGGUCAAGAUGGGCGUAUUGGAAUCAUUGGUGGAUGUCAAGAGUACACGGGAGCACCUUAUUUUGCAGCUAUCUCGGCUUUAAAAGCAGGAGCUGAUCUGUCUCAUGUAUUCUGUACCAAAGAUGCAGCCCCAGUGAUCAAGUCCUACAGUCCUGAACUCAUCGUCCAUCCAGUGCUAGACAGUCCUAAUGCCGUAGAGGAGAUCGAGAAAUGGCUACCGAGACUUCACAGUCUGGUUGUUGGUCCGGGCCUAGGAAGGGAGGAUAUGCUUUUAAAGAACGCAAAGGAGAUUAUAGAGAGGUCAAAACUCAGAAGCAUCCCAAUCAUCAUAGAUGCUGAUGGACUUUGGUUAGUGGCGAAAGAACCAUCAGUUAUUCAAGGAUAUCAUAAAGGCAUCCUCACACCGAACGUUAUGGAGUUUAGUCGUCUGUAUGAAGCCAUGCACCACGAGCCCCUGGACAGCAACGACCACAAGAGAAGCGCACAGCAACUGAGCAUCGCCAUGGGUAACCUAACCUUGGUUUUAAAGGGGGAGGAGGACAUCAUUACUGACGGAAAAAACAUGCUUAAGUGUAGUCAGGAAGGCAGUGGACGCCGUUGUGGGGGACAGGGAGAUCUGCUGUCUGGCUCUUUGGGAGUCUUUGCGCAUUGGGCAUUCAGCUCAUCCUCAGAUGCAACUAAAGGCAUGAAUCCCUCACUGGUAGCUGCGUUUGGUGCUACUUCUCUAACAAGGCAAUGUAAUCGGCAGGCGUUCCACAAACAUGGCAGAUCUACGACCACCUCUGACAUGAUCCAGGAGAUAAGCAGCGCUUUCAAAAAGUUGUUUGAAAGCUGAAUGACAGUCCACACUCUUGUCUGUUUAAUAUAACAUAAAGGUCUGGAUGUCAAUGCUACUCCAUAUAAAUAAAGUGAAGUACAUUGUUGAUCAUCUAAAAUCAUUGUUGAUUUUUUUCCUUUUAGUUUUAAAGUGCCUCUUGUAGUUUUGCAAUACACUAUCAACUGCUUGUCUAUUUUCUUGUCUGUGUGGUGGCAAAGUCCUCUAUAAACGUCAUACACUGUUUUUUAUAAAUACAUAUUUGUCUGUAGAUGUGUUUUGUUUACAAAUGUCUUUAGAUUUGUAGAGGAUAUCCUAACUCGCCAAGAGACUGUUUUAACUGGUCCCUAAUAUGAAUGAAUUGCUCUGUUUUCAGGACUGGGUGCAAUUUAUUUAUUGGUCUGCUUGAAAACAUUCACUUUCAAGUAUUUAAACAAAUGCUGUACCUUUGUAGUUGAUGUUCCCUCACAAUAAGCUGUCUAACACUUGUUUUGUCAAUAACUUACCAUCCUUAUUAAGUAUGUGCGAAGUAUUACAAAGAAUUUCAAGUGGCUGUCACUUUCAGAUAUAGUUUGUUAUUCUAUUAAACUAACAUGAAAGUUUUAGUUAUAAAUGCUUCGGUUUCUCAUUAUUUCUCAUAGUGUAUAAAUAAAUCUGUCUGAACGCAUUAUCACUGACAUUUCAUUCGCAUUAAAAUAUCUGCAUUGAAAAAUGAGAGGUGCAGCUGCACAUUUAAGUGUCAGCUCACGCUGUCAUUGGGCUUGUUCGACUUGAUUUAAGCACUUUAUUUACUUUGUGUCUCAGACAAUUGUGUGCACUUUGUUUAUAAAUUCACUUAAAAAAGUAAUCAAAGGGAAACAUGUUAAUUUGUUCUAUUAUUUUGUCUAAACAACACUGAACAAAAACAGAAAAGCAGUUUUAAAAUCUUUGUUCUUGAGUAAUAAUUUUGUCCACUUUGGGGUUUUUUUAAAGCUAGAGAAGUAGUACUGGGAUAACGAGAAAUUGUUUUGUUAUAUAUCGUUUUUCUGUUCUGUUAAUCUGUUAUUGUUA